Messenger RNA from Rhagoletis zephyria (snowberry fruit fly), 419 nucleotides. NCBI's taxonomy places the organism in Eukaryota, Metazoa, Arthropoda, Insecta, Diptera, Tephritidae. The record is from RefSeq and is a predicted model, not a curated record.
CAAUCGUUAGAGCAGUUACGGGAACAAGUGGCCCUUCAUCCCUCCAUUUUGCCUAACGACUUUGACAUCAGUCCCUCCACGCUUGAACUGAGACUUAAUGUGCCUGAUAACAACAACUCCGAUGCGGAGAACAACUUUGACUAUGAUAGCCGAACUAUUCCCUCCAAGUUUUCCCUUCAAAAGUACAUUUAUGACUCCUCUGAGCUGGUCCAUCAGGAGCCCGAUUACGUAAAUAUAUCCUUACAGGAUGAUGCUUUUCGAAAGCAAAUUUCCGAACUAGCUCAAGGGCGCCUGGUGCAGACGGUAGAGCUGUACAAGCCCGAAGGACAGAGCUUGGGCUUUAAGGUGGUCAACAAUCCGGAGAAGCAUUUAGAAGGCAUUUUCAUUCAGGAGAUCCACGACAACGGCAUUGCAGCCAG